AUUAGCUCUUCCUUCCUCAAGUCAAAUUCCAGCGGAACAGCUCUCGGGUUCCUGCGGGCGCCGUAGUUUCUCCAUGAAUUUCUACUCGGGUGCCGCUCUUUCAGCCUUCGUCCUCCUUUUAUUCCCCUGGAUGCCCGUUUCGGCAAUCCAAGAUAUCGGAAAAUGGCUUCCUUCUUUCCUCGCGUCGAUUUUCUUUUCCUCCUCCUUUUCCUCUUUUUCAUGUCAUCUCACUCUCUGCGCUUCGGAGUCUCUCGAAGAAGGGCUGAGGAGAAGCCCUUCAUCUACGAUCCCUCUCGUGUUACCCAACUCUCUUGGAGUCCGAGGGCGUUUCUUUACAAGGGAUUUCUUACUGAAAAUGAAUGCGACCAUUUGAUUUCUCGGGCGAAGGGUAAACUUGAGAGGUCCAUGGUGGCCAAUAGACAAUCCGGAAAGGCUAUGUUGAAUGAGGCACGAACGAGCUCAGGGUAUUUUUUUGGCAAGCGUCAGGAUGCAGUCAUUAGGAGAAUUGAACGUAGGAUUGCAGAAUGGACAUUUCUUCCUGAAGAAAAUGGUGAGGGCAUUCAUGUUCUUCAUUAUGGGCUUGGACAGAAGUAUGACACACAUCCUGAUUACUUUCAGGACAAAUUCAAUCAAGAAAAUGGUGGAAAUAGGAUGGCGACAGUACUGAUGUAUCUGUCAAAUGUCAGGAAAGGAGGGGAGACAGUCUUCCCUUAUGCUGAGGCAGCAAAUACUCAACCGAAGGAUGAAACUUACUCUGAGUGUGCAAGAAAUGGUUUUGCAGUGAAACCUAAAAAGGGAGAUGCUUUACUCUUUUUUAGCUGCCAUGUCAAUGCUACAACAAAUCCUAGAAGUGUGCAUAGAAGCUGCCCUGUCAUUGAAGGUGAGAAGUGGGCCGCGACAAGAUGGAUUCGUCUAAGAUCCUAUGAAAAUCAGAGGGGAAAUAAUAUUCAGCAGUGACAGAAUGUAAAAAAUUCAGCUUUCGCUUAAUUGAAA
This is a messenger RNA of Phalaenopsis equestris, 993 nucleotides long. RefSeq names its product probable prolyl 4-hydroxylase 7. Gene Ontology annotation, biological process: peptidyl-proline hydroxylation to 4-hydroxy-L-proline. Gene Ontology annotation, cellular component: endoplasmic reticulum. Lineage: Eukaryota; Viridiplantae; Streptophyta; Magnoliopsida; Asparagales; Orchidaceae. Gene Ontology annotation, molecular function: L-ascorbic acid binding; iron ion binding; procollagen-proline 4-dioxygenase activity. The transcript has 7 exons. Bases 163 to 957 code for a protein of 264 amino acids. The record is from RefSeq and is a predicted model, not a curated record.